AUGGCAUCAAUAUCCUACAACAACGUCCCAGCCGAACAGGGCGGCAACAUCUUCAGUAACAUCAAGUUCUGGAUCCACAGAGGGGUACCUCUUCGCUCAGACUGGGUCAAACAUGUCGAGGAGAACGGUGGACAAGUCGUGGACUUGGAGAAGAAGGCUGAUUAUCUCAUCGCCGAUCAUUUGAAGGCCAGGAACGCACCGGAUGGUGCUUACAGCUGGAAGCUCAUACAAGAAUCAGUCAAGAAUGGCGCGUUGCAGAUUGCGGAUCGUUUUCUGAUCGGACCCCAUCCGGACGAUGUUCGAAGAAUAGCGGCGACAAAGGCUCCAAAAAGCACACGCACAGCAUAUACCAAUGAAGACGAUGGUCUUCUGGGCACAGUGGGAUCCUCCGCCGUCCAGCCCACCAAGAGCAGUGUGUUGACAGCAUCAGUUGCCUCGAAGCAAAACACCCCGAGCUCAUCAGAACGGCAAGCUAAAAGUCAUGCUGGCUCCUCCAGGCAGGGGACAGUUCAAACGACGAACCCGCCGCUGGCUCAGAGCCCCGAGAUCUCUCGACAGGCGGACCUGGAUCACUCGCCCAAUGUGGAAGGGGUUCGAGAGACCAGUUCUGAGACCAACUCUGAGAACAACCCUGAGACCAAUGCUGAACCCCAACCGACGGUCGAUAUCGUGGCUGCAGUCGUUGACGAUGAGGAAGAAGACGACCAGAAUAACGAGGAAGAGGAUGCAAAGAAUCAAUUCUACGGCGAUUUGGAGAAUUUUGCUUUCCAGAGUGGAAAAUCAAUCCAAUUCGAGCUUCGCAUCCAGGGCCAUGGCCGUGUUGAGCUUUGGGAACUGAUGCAACCUGUCUUCGCACAAGAUGCCCAGCCGAAUGACAUUGACUGGGCCAAAAUUGCAGCCGAUCUGGAUAUUGAACCAAAUGAGAAGAACAAAAACAAGCUCUCCGCUUACUUUGAAAAGAAUGUAGCGGAUUUCGUGGCACACUUGUACACUCUGGAGCAGAGCCGCGACGAUUCGGCGGACGAAGGCGCAGCGAAUAAGGUAUCUCAGGACGCUGGCUCCGCGGUCAAGGACUCAGUCGAGGUACCUAGGCGCAGCCGAGAAUAUGCGGUCGACUCUGGGUCUAUGGAGAACCAACCUGAUAAGCGCCAAAAGGUUGACCACGUCCCCGGCGCACCUGGCGCAAGACUUCAGCCUACGACUAGCCAGGCGCCAGAGGAACAGCAAUUCACAGGCACUGCGCGGCGUCUCUUUGCAUCGAAAGACCUGCAGGAAAUCAAGGACAGCCAGGAAGACACACAGGCCGUUCUGCAGAGCCCGGCUGUCCACUCAAGAAGCGUGGAAGCUACCCUGCCUGUCAACCAGAGCAGAACACGAGGAAAUCACGCCAUCCGACGAGAGGAUACAAUGGUUGAUAUUUCGCCCUCCCAACAGCUGCAAGAGGAGUUGAAUGCCUCCCCCAGAGUGUCUCGCCGGCCAAAUGACACUGGCACUGGGAGGCGUGACCGAUCAAUUAAGCGGAAAUUACCCUCCUCCUUCAACACCAACGUGCGACCUCCACCCUCGCAGCCUGUACCAGCAGCCUCGAGCUCGAGGCCGGAUACGAAUCACCAUAGCCACCUCACCCCAUCGCUGUCCACCAUUGAAGAAUACAUGACGUACUACGAAUCGCUUGGUUACUCUCGCUCCAUCGUUAAGCGGGCUCUUCAAGCGACGACCAUGACACCCGGCGGUCCGGCCGCAUUCGCCAUGGAGCAUCUCAAUCAACGGCAUAAGGACCUCCCCUCUGAUAUCGCUGGUGUCUGGACGGAGCGGGAUGACCGAGCCCUCCGCUUUGUGAUGCUUUUGUCCCACGACGGGCAGAGCCUUGACCGAGAGGGCAAAGACCGCCGUGAAAGGCUAUUAUUGGAAAGGGCGAGGAUGAAGCGAGCCCGGCUACUAGAGAAGCACGGGAGGCAGCGGAUGAAGCUGAGAGAAAAGUGGUUGAAUGUGAAAGGGCUUAGCUAG
Messenger RNA from Emericellopsis cladophorae, 2007 nucleotides. RefSeq lists its product as uncharacterized. The record is from RefSeq and is a predicted model, not a curated record. Gene Ontology annotation, cellular component: shelterin complex. Gene Ontology annotation, biological process: regulation of DNA-templated transcription; telomere maintenance via telomere lengthening. Gene Ontology annotation, molecular function: telomeric repeat DNA binding. Lineage: Eukaryota; Fungi; Ascomycota; Sordariomycetes; Hypocreales; Bionectriaceae. The coding region runs from base 1 to 2007 and encodes 668 amino acids. The transcript is spliced from 4 exons.